AUGACUGAGGCAAAUCCACCAUCUGCUGCUUCAAGCGCAAAGUCCAAGAAGAACAAGAAGAAGGCCGCGAAAGCCAAACCAGACUCCAAAGCCGAUGAGCGCUUGGAAGAUGCGCCAGCCGAUGCCAAUGACAGUGAUAACGAUCCUCGUGAUCUCAACGAGAACCCCAUACAAGAACCACAAUCCAACGGCACGGAGCCUGACACAAUAGAUGGCAGACUACCAGACCGGUCUGUCACUCAUCAGGAGCAUGUUACUAUUAGCGAUGCUCCCUUGAGCACUGAUGUCCAAUCCAACCCCGCUUCCGAUGGCACCGAGCCGAAGGACCGUUUCGAUGCACUCGUUCGGGAUCGCGACUCCUUACGCGCAGAAGUGGCUGAUAUGCGAAAAUCAUUAGAGCAGAUUCAGUCCAAGCAUACCGCAGAUAUGGAGGCUUUGCAGCAGAAAUUGGACGACGCGGAGAGCAAAAAGGAGCAAGCGGAAACACAGUUCCAGAAGCUAUUAGAACGAGUCAAUACCAUCAAGUCACAACUUGGGGAACGUCUCAAGGAGGAUGCUGAGGAAUUGGCGCUCGCACGAUCGCAAAUCGAAGACCUCGAAGACGAGAAUAACAACCUGAAGGAUCAGCUCGAUUCGAAGUCCACCCAGCUGUUAGAAUUAUCGGGCGACUCCACCGAGAAAGAGAAAGAGUUGUCCAUUCUCCGGGAUCGGACAAACUUAUCUCAACGGAAUUGGCUGAAGGAGAAGGAGGAGUUGCUCGAGCAAGAGUCGUAUCUCCAAUCGGAGUUUGAGCAAGCGAAAGAGGCUAUGCAUAAUUGGGAAGUUCUCGCUAUGGAGGAGCGAUCUAUUCGGGAGAAUCUGAACGAAAAGGUUGGGGAUCUGGAAGAGCAACUCAGCAGCUUGCGAGAUGCUUAUGAACGAGCUACCGAUGAACGGGACACGCAGCAAUCAACGGUUGAUGGCCUACAACGGGCUUUGCAGGAGAUUCAAUUGGCACGAAAGCAGGAGCUGCGGGAACUCGUUGAGACUUCUGAUUCUCAACUUGAGGAUCUCCGACGGUCUCUACGGGAAGCACAGAAGCAAGCCACAGACGCCGAUAAGGGUCUCCAGAAUGCCCAGGAAGAGAUUGAACGGGUCCGGCCAUUUGAGAAAGAGGUCAAGGAGAAGAACCUUCUCAUUGGCAAGCUACGGCAUGAGGCAGUUACGUUGAAUGACCACCUGACGAAAGCCCUACGGUUCCUCAAAAAAGGAAAGCCCGAGGACAAUGUCGAUAGGCAUAUUGUCACCAAUCACUUUCUGCACUUCCUUGCUUUAGAUCGAUCCGAUCCAAAGAAAUUUCAAAUAUUGCAACUUAUCGCUGCACUAUUAGGCUGGAAUGACGAGCAACGUGAACAAGCAGGCCUUGCCCGCCCAGGGACCUCGAGUAUGUCUGGAAAGCUCCGGGUGCCUGGAACUCCCCUCCGAACUCCGAGCACGCCAAAUCUUGCGACAGAGUUUAUGGACAAUGGCGUGUCCAGUAAAGAGACACUCGCCGAACUAUGGUCUAAUUUCCUGGAGCAAGAAGCGGAGGCCGGUAACAUGAACCCAUCGCGACGAGGAAGCCAUCAAGGGCCUACCAAGUCAUAG
This is a messenger RNA of Penicillium paradoxum, 1626 nucleotides long. Its product is annotated as putative Golgi matrix protein. Gene Ontology annotation, biological process: endoplasmic reticulum to Golgi vesicle-mediated transport; Golgi organization. The record is from RefSeq and is a predicted model, not a curated record. Lineage: Eukaryota; Fungi; Ascomycota; Eurotiomycetes; Eurotiales; Aspergillaceae. The transcript is spliced from 6 exons. Bases 1 to 1626 code for a protein of 541 amino acids. Gene Ontology annotation, molecular function: small GTPase binding. Gene Ontology annotation, cellular component: Golgi apparatus.